GGAGGACUGGAAGCCCCUACUGAACUUUUCUAGACUUUGAGGAAAUUCCUUAAGAACGGCACGGACUUCAGCUGUCCAGGUUUCCGUAGCCUAGAAAUUUACAUCCGCAUUUUGAAAGACAAGAAGUGUUGUUGAAAUUAAAAGAGGGUUCCCGCCAACGAACGUAUAAUGACCGCCUCCUUAGUGCUAAGCGAAGCCGAACUGGAGAAUGUGGCUCCAAAGUCUACCGAUCGGGGGCCUCGUCUGUUGACCAGAAUGAGGAGAAGAUUAAGGUGUUCUGGGCCGAUUGCGAAAUCCUUUCUGCUGAAAUUUAUUCCAAUCCUUAGCUGGCUUCCACAUUAUCCUUUCAAGGAAUGGCUUCUAGGAGAUGUGAUAUCUGGCCUGAGUGUGGGUAUUAUCCAGCUUCCGCAAGGUUUGGCUUAUGCUCUUCUAGCCGGCGUCCCUCCGGUAUUUGGUCUUUAUUCCUCAUUUUAUCCCGUAAUUAUCUAUUCCAUAUUCGGAACAUCGCGACAUAUCUCCCCAGGAACAUUUGCUGUAAUUUCCGUAAUGGUUGGAAGUGUCACUGAAUCCCUCGUACCCAAUGACACCGUUGUCUUAACUGGAAAUGAUUCGGUCACGGAUGUGGGAGACAGAGUGGCCGUGGCUGCUGCCCUAACGUUCCUUGUCGGUCUCUUUCAGAUUGUGCUGGGGUUAGUCCAGUUUGGGUUUGUUGUGACCUAUCUCUCGGAGCCGCUGAUUCGUGGUUACACCACCGCAGCUGCCAUCCACGUCACCGUGUCCCAACUAAAAAGCAUCCUUGGCGUGUCUGUGAUGCAGAGAAGCAACGCUUUGUCUCUUAUUUACACCGUCAUAGAAGUCUGCUCCAAGAUCCCAGAGACCAAUCCUGCAUCCCUGAUCACCGGACUCAUUGCCAUCUUUGUCAUGUUCGCCGUCAAGUAUCUGAACGUGAAGUAUAACUCGAAAAUCCGAAUGCCCAUUCCGAUCGAACUCCUUACGUUAAUUGUAGCCACUGGGAUAUCCUAUGGCGUCAACCUCAAUAAAACAUAUGGCGUGGAUAUCGUGGGGGUGAUCCCAGUUGGGAUGAAAGCUCCGGUGUUGCCACGGACUGAGUUAUUUGCUAAGGUGGUUGGCAAUGCGUUUGCCAUCGCGGUUGUAGCAUACGCCUUUACCAUCUCUCUGGCCAAGAUGUUUGCAGUAAAACACGGUUACGUGGUGGACAACAACCAGGAACUUUUUGCUCUGGGACUCAGCAAUUUUGUAGGAAGCUUCUUCCACUGCUUCACCAUUGGGACAGCCAUGUCCAGAAGUCUAGUUCAGGAAAGCACCGGAGGGAAUAGCCAGGUGGCUGGUGUUGUCUCUUGUCUGGUGAUCCUCGUCAUCAUUCUCAAGGCCGGCCAGCUAUUUGAAACCCUACCAAAAGCAAUUCUAGCUGCAGUGGUUAUUGUGAACUUAAAAGGUAUUUACAAGCAGUUUUUAGACAUACCGGCGCUCUGGAGAACAAACAGAAUUGACCUGCUGGUCUGGUUGGUAACGUUUGUUUCCACUAUUCUUCUGAAUCUGGAUAUUGGUCUCGGUGUCUCUGUGGCGUUCUCGCUUUUAACCGUUAUCUUCAGGACACAACUACCUCAUUACUCCGUUCUUGGACAGAUUUCCAACACUGAUAUCUACAGAGAUGUGUCCAAAUAUACACAGGCUAAAGAAAUCCCUGGUAUAAAGAUAUUCCGGUCGUCCUGUACGCUGUACUUUGCCAAUGCGGAUUUGUAUGCAGAUGCUGUUAAGAAAAUGAGCGGUCUGGACGUGGACAAACUCAUUGCCAUGAAGAAGAAAGCCGUGAAAAAACAGAAGCGAAUGCAGGAAAAAAAUGAGAAAAAAGCAGCGAAGGAAACCCAGCUGAAGCAUCGAGGAGCGGGGAAACCCGAGAAGGCGAGCCUUUCCUUUAUAUAUCCAUGACUUUAUACAUUGGGA
This is a messenger RNA of Spea bombifrons (plains spadefoot toad), 1965 nucleotides long. RefSeq names its product solute carrier family 26 member 6-like. Gene Ontology annotation, biological process: transmembrane transport. The transcript is spliced from 16 exons. The record is from RefSeq and is a predicted model, not a curated record. Gene Ontology annotation, cellular component: membrane. Gene Ontology annotation, molecular function: chloride transmembrane transporter activity; oxalate transmembrane transporter activity; secondary active sulfate transmembrane transporter activity. NCBI's taxonomy places the organism in Eukaryota, Metazoa, Chordata, Amphibia, Anura, Pelobatidae. The coding region runs from base 169 to 1950 and encodes 593 amino acids.